GGAAUAUUCAGAGUUGUCAGAACUGUGAAGACCUUUCAUGAGAACAGGUGAGCAAUACUUCAGGUUUAUCUCUUUUUGUUAGCAAGAGAUAGAUUUCCUGUUUGAUUAUAGUUGUUUAAAAAUGGCUCAAGAUGUAACUGAAGAAACAGAAAAUCGUCCGAAAUCUGCAACCAUUACUUCAGAAAACAAAAAAAGUGCAUCUAAACAAAAGGAAGAAAGAAUAGAAGAUAACAAGUCAACUGACUCCGAAGAAGAAGUUCUUAAUCAAGAAAUUGAAUUAUCUAAUGGACAAGAAAAUGGUGAAUCAAAUGUAGAAUUGCAAACUGGGGAAAGUAAUGGAUGUGAUGCUGAUACGGAACGUCCUGCAAGUGUUAAAAGUAAUGGCACAGUUAAUGGUUUACAAAAUGAAAAUGGACGACAGAGCAGAUCCAGUCGCGCUUCAAGCUCUACUAGUAGAAAAUCUGUUGAUGGUAGAAGUAGAGAAAACCGUGUUUCUAGUUCUCAUAGCCAUAGAAGCGAAAUAGGAGAGCGACCAGCCAGCAACACUAGCAGAAAAUCUAUUCAAAAUGGAACGGAUAGACGGACAUCAAUCGCUGAUGAUGAUGGAAAAGAAAAUCGCAUUCCCAGUAGGGAAUCUAUUCAUCGUGACAUGCAAGAAAUGACUGUGGAUGAAUCUAAAGAAAAUAGGCCUCCGAGUUCUAUUAGUCAGAGAAAUAUCAGGCUACCAUCGGAACAAGAAACAGCGAAAGACAUUGAAGAUAAUAGGCCUUUAAGUUCUGCUAGUAAACAUUCUGCUGAGUUAGCUUCUGAAACACAAAUCAAUGGCGAUUCUAACGACCAACGGCCAAAUUCCGGUAGGAAGUCAACAGAUUCAUCUGCAAAACAAGAGAUUACUGAAAACUCCGAAGAUACUACACCUUUGAGCAUUGACAGUAAACAACCUGAUGAGACAGCUUCUGAUGGACAAGUAAAUGAAGAUUCUAAUGAUUUACUCCCAACAAGUGCUAAAAGCAACAACACUAUAGAUUUAUCUACAAAACAAGAUGAUUUUGAAAAUACUGAAGAAAUGCAAUCUCAAAGUUCUUCAUGUACAAAAACACCUGAUAAUCUAGCUGAAAAUCAAGUUACUGAAGAGAAUUCUGAAACUCGUCCAGCAAGUUCUACGAGUAGAAAAUCACGAGACAAUCCAUCCGAAAGUAGACCUGCGAGUUCUACGAGUAGAAAAUCACUAGAUGAACCAUCCGAAACUCGACCUGCAAGUUCUAAGAGUAGAAAAUCACAAGCAGAUCCAUCUGAAACUCGACCUGCGAGUUCUAAGAGUAGAAAGUCACUAGAUCCAUCCGAAACGCGACCUGCGAGUUCUACAAGUAAAAAGUCACUAGAAGAUCAAUCCGAAAGUCAGACUAAUGAAAAUUCAUCAGAAGUUCGAACUUCCAGUUCAAAAAGUAGAACUUCUGUAAAAUGUGAAGCUUUAGACAAUAAAGAACAAUCACAAUUAGAGAUUUCAUCUAGUGAUGAUAAAGCUGAUGAAAAUGUCAAAGAACAAUCUGAUAUAGAAUCUACUGAAAAUGCACAAGAAAGUGAAGUAGAAUUAAACAAAACCGAAACAAAUGCCAACGAAGAUCAAACAAAUUGUGAUGAAAUUGCUCAAGAUGAGGAGCUUGCUAAAAGUUCCGAAAAUACUGAAGAUGCACAAAAAUCUGAAGAACAAGAAACAGAAUUGAUCGAUAGUGUUAACAAUGAAGUGGCUAAUUCUGCUGAAGAAAUAAAUCAACAAGAUGAAACACCAAAAGUAGAAAAUGAUGAAGUAAAUGAACAAGAAGAUAAAGAAGUGAAAAAAACAGAAAUAGAACAGUCAAACGAAAAGGAGAUAGAACAAAUGACAGAAGAUCCCACUCAACAAGACCAGGAAGAUAAUAAAGAACAAGAUAUAAUUGAAACAAAUGAACAAGAGUCUGAUCAAUCGUGUGAAGAAGUAGAACAGCAAGAAACCGAGAAGAAAGAUGAACAAGAGGAAGAAGUAGUAAAAACUGAACAAGAGGAAGAAUCAAACGAACAAGCACCAGAACAAUUAAACGAAAACGAAGAGAAAUUAAAAUUAGAAGAAAACGAAGAUGAUAAAAAAUGCGAUGAAGACGAAGUCAUUUACAUUUAUAAAAUACGAUGUACCAAAAAGUCAAUGCCUCAUUCAUGUACCGAAACGCAUAUAAAAUAA
This is a messenger RNA of Centruroides sculpturatus (bark scorpion), 2215 nucleotides long. RefSeq names its product glutamic acid-rich protein-like. Lineage: Eukaryota; Metazoa; Arthropoda; Arachnida; Scorpiones; Buthidae. The coding region runs from base 122 to 2215 and encodes 697 amino acids. The record is from RefSeq and is a predicted model, not a curated record. The transcript has 3 exons.